Molecule: messenger RNA, 1957 nt
Organism: Rana temporaria (common frog)
Lineage: Eukaryota; Metazoa; Chordata; Amphibia; Anura; Ranidae
Product: RING finger protein 112-like
Exons: 13
Coding region: 122-1738 (538 amino acids)
Biological process (GO): protein homooligomerization; endoplasmic reticulum organization
Molecular function (GO): GTP binding; GTPase activity
Source: RefSeq, a predicted model, not a curated record
GAAACUCAACACAACCCGUAGACAUAUUGUUUAACUUGUAACUGAGUGAGGCGUAGCUAAGGAUGAGUACUUAAUGCGUGAAAGCAAGUGAAGGACAGAACAAGUCUGCUACGUCGCAAACAUGAACAGACAAGACUCUUAUAGGCCAAGCAGAACCAAAACCCAUCAUAUCUGUGACCUGUGUACUGAAGAACUGAAGGAUUAUUUCUAUAACCCAUAUAAUAACUUCUGCAAACAUGUGCUUUGCCAAUGUUGCAUCACAAAGUACCAAGCCAUCUUGGGAAACAAAUGCCCAACAUGCUACUUCAACAAGCCUCAACAACUGGUAUCGGUAAACAGGACUGGACAAUUACAUCUACACGAAUCUGCAGUAGAGAGAUGUUUCUUGAAAUGUGACAACCACCCAGUCUAUGUGAUUAGCGUGAUUGGAAAAAGACGAACAGGAAAAUCAUUUCUAAUGAAUUGUCUUAUGAACAUACUUCGUAAUAUGGAGAAGAGAGAUCAUGAUUUAAAAGAAGAUGAACCCCUGAAUGGUUUCCGAUGGGGGUCUGGCACUGAUAUUGUCACUGAGGGUAUCUGGAUUUGGGGUAAACCCUUCCUUCUGGAGAACAACGGACAGAAGAUGGCUGUAUUUCUUCUGGACACUGAAGGCGCUGAGAAUGAAGCAUAUCAUGAAAGUGCAAGCAUGAAGCUUCAUGUAUUAACCAUGAUGAUCAGCUCUCACCUUGUGUACAAUGUGAAAGGCAAUGUGCAAGAGACAGACAUAAACUAUCUUGAGAUUUACUAUGAUCCAUUGGAAGACGAUCCAUACUAUCCAUUCUUUGAAUUAAAGUAUGUUGAUGUCUUGGUUCGGGAUCGGCUUGAAGGUGAGGACGUUGGAGUACAUUUUUCAACAACCUAUAUUAAAGAAGAAAUACAGAAACUUGGGAGAAGGAAUAUGAAAGGUGUUUUAAACAUGGUGGAAGAAAAAACAGUCCGAUGUUUCCUAAUGCCAUAUGCUGGCAAUGCCAUAAUAAAAGGUGAAAAUGCAAGGCUGAGAGAUAUGAAUGAAGAUUUCAAAAAACAUUUAGGAAUGUACCUGUUGGAGGUGGUACGGAGAGCCCAGGGCUGCACUUCUGUUAUGACAUGUCAGAAGAUGGCUGCAAAGUUGAAGGUGUGCAUGGAGUAUGUACAAAAUGAACGCUAUUGCUCAAGUCCUUUAGAGCUGUGCAACCACCUCAAAAUUCAAACUGAAAGGAAAACUGCAGACGAAAUGACAAGAAUGAAAAUCGAGUUUCAAAAUGUUCUUCGGGAUCAGACAUGGUGGAGAUUACCAAAACAAAUGUCAACUCUGGUUACUGAAAAGACCACAGAGAUUAUGAAAACAUUUCAAGAGCUACCCCUACUAAUCAGAUAUGAUCAUCAAGAAUUAUUGCUAACAACACUGAAACAACAACUAAAGGAGGAAGGAGACAACUUUUGUGCAACUCACAAAAGUGGUCUAAUGCAUACCGGAGUCAAAGCUAUUGUACAUGUGGGACUGGCAGCUGCUGUGACAGCUGCAGCACCAUUACUGCUUCCAGCGGCGGCACCGGCAGCAGCAGUAGGCUGGUUUUCGUCAGUUGGAGGAUGGUUUUCAGCUGCGCCUGCAGCGCCUGCAGCAGCUGCAACAGUGUCAGAAUUUGUAUUAGGGGCGGUUGCUGGGGGAGGGGCCGUGCUUCAAGCAGGUGCUGCACUUGUGAUGAGAAGGAUUUGGUAAUUUGUUGUGUGACAAGAGAAUGAUUACGGCAAGGAAAUAAAUACCAAUAAUCAUUCUCAUUCUGCAAAUUAUACUUCAACAUAAAAUAAUGUAUCUCAAAUAUUAUUAUUAUUUUACAGGAUUUAUAUAGUGCUAAAUAUAGUGAAUUGCUAUUAUAUUUCAAACAAAAACAGUGAUGUUCAAAAGAAGAAACGUAAUAAACGCAAAUAUGGAAAAUUA